This is a messenger RNA of Amorphotheca resinae ATCC 22711, 1602 nucleotides long. RefSeq lists its product as hypothetical. The record is from RefSeq and is a predicted model, not a curated record. Bases 1 to 1602 code for a protein of 533 amino acids. Gene Ontology annotation, cellular component: peroxisomal membrane. Gene Ontology annotation, biological process: protein import into peroxisome membrane. Gene Ontology annotation, molecular function: protein-macromolecule adaptor activity. NCBI's taxonomy places the organism in Eukaryota, Fungi, Ascomycota, Leotiomycetes, Helotiales, Amorphothecaceae. The transcript is spliced from 3 exons.
AUGAUCUCCGCCACUCGCAGAUGGCUCCGGCGGAAUAGGACCCCAUUUGCGAUUGCUUUUGGCGUCCUGGGGGUCGGUUAUAUCGCAACUCAAUAUGUCUUGUCGAAAAUAUCAGAUGCUCGAGAGCGUAUGAGCAGUGAUCGUAUAGCUCGAGAGAAUCUUCGUAGGCGCUUCGAACAAAACCAGGAAGACUGUACCUUCACUGUGCUUGCUCUUCUUCCCACUGCCACGGAUAAUAUACUCGCGGAAUUGGAAACGGAGCGCAUAAGUUUCGAGUUGCAACAGCAAAAAGCGGCCAAGCUAGCUCGUAAUGGAGAAGCACAUCCGUCCGAGCUAGGUUCAGGCCCACCGAGUGUGACAGAUGAUGAUGGCAGAAGUCUAGCAAGUUUACAGAGUGAGAGCGGAGUCCAUGCGAGUCAGAUGGGGAUACCAUCUGCUUCAACUGUUGGAGAUGGGCCUCAAGAUGGAGGGCAACAAGCACAAAAAGCAAGGAAAACAAAGCUUCAGCUCUGGAAUGAUCUGAAGAUCAGCGCAAUCACGCGGGCAUUUACCUUAAUAUAUACUCUCGCCCUCCUCACGCUUCUGACGCGAAUACAGCUCAAUCUUCUAGGUCGACGGAAUUAUCUGUCGAGCGUGGUAUCGCUUGCGACUGCUGGCAUGGAACAGUCAACGAUUAGUCUGGAAAAUCACGACGACGAUAAUCCAGAUCAAGCAUAUGGGAAUGACUUCGAGACAAACAGACGAUACCUGACAUUCAGCUGGUGGCUUCUUCAUCGUGGUUGGAGAGAGGUUAUGCUUAAAGUGCAAGCUGCAGUCAAUGAAGUUUUUAGCACCUUGAGCCCGAGAGAUGAGGUAACCAUGCAGAGAUUCUCUGAGUUGACUCUCGAGGUCCGGAAACGUGUUGAGGGCGCCACUGAAGCCGACAGACAGGCGACUAGAUGGCUGCAGUACCUGCUUCCACCGAGAGAAGAAGAAGAGUUCGUACUCAAGGAGUCUGGGAUGAGUACGGACCCAGAAUCUGUGUCUUCAUCAUCAUCAGCAACCCCCCUUCGACGUCUUCUAGACGAAACAUCGGAUCUAAUUGAUUCUCCGCCGUUUUCGCAUGUUUUGACCAUGCUGCUCGACGCUGGUUUCUCAACGCUUGUGGACCAGAAAAUUGCACAACAAGCAUUCAAAAUUCCAGCAACACCAGAUGUUGCUGACUUGAACGCUCAAAGAGUCACAGAGGUUUUCGAACCCAAACCUGUCAAGUUGCCGAUUGUUCUUGCCAUCGUGAGUAAGCAAGCCCACUCGAUCGGUAACGGUGUGCCAAAUGAGUAUCUGCAGGCUAUGGAGCAGGUCAGAGACUUGGAAGCCUUUGCAGCUGUUGUGUACUCAAGCAAUUGGGAGAGCGAAAUUAGUCCAAUGAAUGAUGAUGGCAGUGCUAGUUUUGUGCAGAAAGAUGGACCAUUAGGACCAGAGAUCGUUGGUACAGGGAGUCGGGUAUCAACCGAAACUGCUCCCGGUCAGGAAAGUAUAGUGGACGUGGGAGCUACAAGUACAUUUGAGAGUGCUUGGGACAAAGCCGUGGAAGCUGGCGAGAAAUCUGGUCCCACAGAGUAG